Messenger RNA from Heterobilharzia americana, 9722 nucleotides. The record is from the annotation of a GenBank genome assembly. NCBI's taxonomy places the organism in Eukaryota, Metazoa, Platyhelminthes, Trematoda, Strigeidida, Schistosomatidae.
AUUGCUUGUUGCAGUUUAUGAAUGUAUACGAAUAUUAAAAAUUCCCACUAUGAAAAUUAAAGCAAGACAUUAAUUUGGACCGUUACACAAUGAUGCCAGAUGGUUCCAUGUUAAUACUGACUAGCUGACCGUUUGUUAGCAGACAUUCUAUAACACAACGAAAUUCAGUUACCUGAACGCUGCCAGUGAGAAACCAACGGUACUUUUAGAAGUUACCGAAUUCAGAUUGAUACGUCAAUGUUUAUCUGCACCCACGUUUAAUUUGACUACAUACGGAUUGAAAAGACUUUUGGUUUGGACCAAUUUGCCAGUUUAAGCGAUCAAAGUAGUUAGAAAAGACUGUCAGUGUUGUUAUUUUCACCACCAUGCUUUUCACUUGAUUGAUUCCCUAUUUGUUAUUCCUUAGACCAACAAAAGAUUGUACUAGGUUUUAUAUUGUUUCUAUUCAUCUGCCCUUAUUGUCAGCGGGCAUAGAUAGUACCCGUAACAGGUGAACUUAGCUGAUUACUGUAUUUCCCCAGUCCCACUAUGAGAGUUGUUUGUGCUAAUAAUCUCAAGAAUUACGCUCAAUCAUUUUCGAGAACACUGUCGUACAUAAGACAACUACUUGUAUCCAAAACAUGCCACUGUGAAUUUUACCACACUUAUGGAGCUGGAACUGACUGGUCUAGGCGUUUAACUUUCAACCAAUAAACCGCCGGUUCAAACCCUCUCCCGAGGUAUGGACAAUCAUUUAGUAUCGCUAGUCCCCACUGUAAGUGUAGCUCAUUGCUUACUGCAUGAACAUGCACGUGGUUGCUUAGCGUAUUUCUGUUUAAAAAUCUUGAUCUUAGUAUUGACAACUUGUGUAUAACUGUACUCUACACGGCCAUUGGGAAGGUGACUUACCAUUGUCUGGGUUAGACGGUUAACUAAUGUGUGGCUCUGAAUCCGAAUGGUCAGUUACUAUCUCUCACUUUAAUAUCAUUAUGCUAAUAUCAACUUUACGUGAUAUUACUGUGACUUUCUUUUUUGUUCGUAAGUUGGUUAUAUGCCUUUACGUCUGUUGACUUCUAAUUGUUCUGAAUGCUAAGCCUUCUGAAUACUUCCAACACUGUGUUUCACAUUUCUUGAUUCGAAUUCAAGCCUAUUGCUGUGAUAAAAAGUAGUCUUUUGUAAAAUGCAACCACUAAUCUGCUUGCAAAUGCAACUUAAAAAGCGUUUUUUUAGUUAUAUUCGCUUCCGGAUGCAGUUAAUGGAAAUUAUUAUUGAAUUAUAAUACUUGUUUACUUCUGUUUCAUGUUUCACUGCUCAAAAUCUGAUAUAAAUUGACCAUGUUAAUUAGCUGGAGGCAAUUCAAAGGAAGCCAUGUGUUAAUUUGUGUUUGAAAACAAAUUACCAGAGGUCUCGAAAACCCAAUUUCGGUUUUCAUUACUUGUUUUCAUUAGGUUACUGAAGUUGAUGUGACGUCCAAGAGUGAACUACACAAAUGUCUUCUUCUAAACCUAUGUUGGUGGUCAUUUUUGCGGGAUAUAAUCAUAUGAUUUUCUUCAGCUUAAUGUAAGAUAAAAAUGCUGCACUAUGCAUGAGCCAUCAAUUUUCUGAUGUGACUGAAUGUUUGCCCACUUUUCAUGAUAUCGAUAAUUCUUUUGUUAUCAAAAAUAACGUCUUGUUGCUGUCCUUAUUGUUUUCUGUACGUAAAUAAAGUGGAAUUCUUUUAUCUUAUUCUUAUGCCAUACUUUCGCUAACAGCUUACAUUCUUCAAUUGAACAUGAGUGAUUAUGUGGUCAAUGUCGAACCAGAGAACACAAAAUACUCAUUAUUCCAAUCGCAUGCAAGUUCAUCUAUUGGUCUUGAAACUGGAGCUGAGGUGACAGCACUGUGUUCAUUUUCAGACUUACUGUAUGUAGGAACGAGCAAAGGUGUAGUAUUGCAGUUAAUUUUACAGGAGUUAUACAGCGAUGAAACGUACUUUUGUUUCCACGAUGCUUUAUCCAAGAGAAUAUGUUCCAAACCGAUUUCAAGACUUCAAGCAUCUCCCAAAAGAAGUACACUUGUUAUCUUUAGUGAUGAAAGCCUUAUACUAUGUGAUGCUGAGAAACUAGAGACUCUUAAUUUUGUUCCAUCUUUUAAAGCUGUUUCAUCGUUCCAGUUGUGGUCAUUUGAUGAUGAAAAAGAAAAGCUUUGCAUAGGGUUUAAGUCGGGUCUGAUUCAAUUACAUCAUAUUUUCGUAUCCACAUCUCUGCUUGUUUUUGAAAUAAAGUUAGCAGAAAUACCUCUAUGUGUUUGUAUCUCUCCUCAGUUUCUGUGUAUUGGACUGGAGAAUUGUUAUAUGUCAGUGGAUUUACGUACAAGCUGCAUUGUAGAACUCUUACGCUCAGUAGAAGAACCAGCACGAAAAUACAUAGCCCAUUUUACCCAAAAUGAAUUCAUCGUUUCAGGUCCUGGGUCGUUGGCUAUUAUUGUUGAUACGAAUGGAGUCUCUCAUCGAGCACCGCUUCAAUUGUCAUCAAAUAUAGUAGAUGUUUUUGUGUGGAAAAAUUAUUUUUUCACAAUUACUGAUGAAUUUUUCACUGUUCACAAUAUCCUGACACAAUGCCAGCUACAAACUGUGAAUCUCAAAAAGCCGUCCGUAGCUUGUUUUUCUAUGGAUUUGCAUUUGCUUUUCAUUGCUACCUCAUCUAACUCAUCGGAUUACAGUACAAAUAUUCAGGUAUUAGGCCCAGAGCGUUGGGAUCUUGUCGCACGCAGAUUCAUUAUAACCGGUUGCCUAAAACAAGCAUUCUGUAUACAGGAAAACGAGCGAAAUCGUCUUACUCAACUUAUACAAGUUCAAGCUGAGAAAUUUAAGCAUGAACAGCAGUUAUUUGAUAUGAGACGCCAGCGAGUUCUUGGUCUUUUGGGAUUUUAUCAUUUCGAAAUGGGUGAAUUCAAGAAAGCAGCAUCCUAUUUUGAACAAAGUGUUAUAGACAUACGGGAAAUCCUGUUUCGGUAUACUGAUCUUCUACCAAAAGGUUGUUAUUUUAUGCCGAAUUGGUUCUAUAGAUUACAUCAGAUUAGUAAUACACAGCCCAGUUAUGAUGAAGAUCCUCAAACUUCUGGAAUCAAUUUAGUUAGUGAUUUAUGCAUUUUAAGAGCUUCAGAAGAUUCAGACAAUGAUCAUGAUCUCUUGUCCAGUUCAUUUUGGCUAUUGAAGUAUGAAGAAUUUCUUUUCAACUUUUUACGGAAACAUCAUCAAAGUAAAUUUGUUGAAAAAUACUUACAUUUUGUAGAAACUGCUUUAGUCAAAUUAUACGUCCGGUUACAGCAAGCUGGUAUUCAACCUUAUUUUUAUGAAUUAUGUAUUGAUCCGAAAACAUCUUAUAAUGAUUAUGAUCAGCCAACCGGUGGUUUCUCUCCUACAAUCAAUAAAUCAACGGAUAAUAAUGAUGACCAAGGUCUAGUUGAUCUUAUUUCAAACCUGAUACAUAUUGAUGUAGAAGAUCUAACUAUGUACUUAGAAAAGAAUAACGCCUAUCAUGCUCUAGCGCUUAUUUAUCGUUGGCAAGGCAAUCUUUCUGGUGCACUGGAAAUAUGGAAGAAAUUAGUGUAUAAUGAGCUGAAUGAUCCAGGUUUUCCAGGAGUGGAAUUCUAUGUUUCAAUUUUAUCUGGUUUAUCCACAACUAAUUCGAGUAAUCCCCCGAAAUCAUCACUUCCUAGUACAGCCAUUGACUUAUCUAAUGAUGUGAACUAUGAGUUUCCUGUGUAUGCUGAGCUAGUUUGGAAUCAUUUUCUAGAAGCCUUAAGUACUGGCCAUGAGGAUAUAGCUAAGGAACUUAUGCUUCGUUUUCCAAUUCCUGCUAGUUAUAUUGAUUCAAUCUGUGCAUCACCUGUUGACGAAAUUGAUACAAGUGUAAAUCCUAUUGAAAUUACGCUGGCACCAUCUCAAAUUUUAUCUCCAAAUCAUAUUGUUCAACAACUCCUUUCUUCGCAUCCAAAUUUAGCGAUCACUUAUUUGAAACAUUUGUGUUCUUCCCUGCCCAAUUGUCAUCCAGAGAAUCACAAUUUAUUAGCCAAACUCUAUUUGAAUACUUUGUUGAAUAAAAUAAAGAACUCUGACGUCUCAUCAGAUGAAAUGAAAAGACAAAUUCGUGAAUUAAGAAUUGAGUUUUGUCACUUGAUACGUUAUUCUUUGUUGAUUUCACAUGAAAUACUAUUGGAGCGUUUGUAUAAGGAAAGUGUCUCAGUGCAAAGGAAGCUGGCUUAUGAGUUAGCAAUAUUGGAAGGAAAGGCCAACAAUCAUACUAAAGCUGUGAAAUAUCUUAUUGAAAAUAUGAAUGAUUAUAAAGCUGCUCUGUACUACUGUCUUACGUUUAGUCAACAACCUGUACAGAUUGAUACAAAUGGUGAUGAUCCUACUGCUACUUUAAUCAAGUAUGACUCAUUAAAAAAACAUUCAUCACAUACUUAUCAUGCCACUCAGUCAGAAUUCGUGGGACAAGGUUGUGAUAAUCAAUCAAUGUCUUCUAUGCUGUUUACAACCUUUGUUGACGUCUGUUUUGACAGACUUUUUGCUGAUGAGAACAAUUUUACUGGUAUUAAAGAAAUAAUUUUAAGUCUCUUGAACAAUCCUGAUGUGAAAUUCGAUUUUACCAAGGUCAGCAGUUAUUUUUGUAUUUUUUUUCUUUAGUUCAUACUUAUUGAACUUCUGGUAGAUAUGUGCACCUCAGUGUUUUAAGAGAGAUGCUCUCUCUGGGAUGUGCUUUCGUCGACAAGGUAUUUCUCGCCUGGUUCUUAUGAUUUUGUUCUUCAUAUCGCCGUACGACUGAGUUGUUUAGUGUUUUUUUGAUUGAAGUUGAUACAGUUAAUCCUGUAAAUGCCAUUCAAUUUUUAUUUCGUAGAUAAGAUUCACUAGCUAUAUAUCAUUUCCGAAGUUGAAAAAGUGAAAUAAUGACCAUAUACUAAUAAUUAAGCCAGGCAAAGGUUUUGAAAUUCUCUUGAUCAACAAGUAUGACUGUAUACAGAACGUUUGUUGAUUCUGUAAGACACCUUUUGAUUUGAACCUUAAAAAUCAAAUAAAGACAGAACGAAACCAAUCUAAAGCGAAAUGAAUAAAUAAUUAAAUAUGUUAUUAAAAAUGAAGACAAUCGAUUGAAAAAAGUGUAAUGACUUUAUGUUUACCAGUUAUGCAUGCACAGGCGAGACUACGCCUAAUUAAACGUUGAAACCAUUCACUCAAAUUUUCUAUUUCACAAGUUGACAUACUGGUUACCAAGUAAACAUGAGCCAAUUUGAAAACAGUUAUCUAUCGAAGAUAAGUCUCUUUGGGGAAGACGGUUGCAUGCAACGAUUCUAAGGCAGUGGUUAACUCUACCUGAGAGUGGAGAAGAAUAAACCAUAAAAGAAUAUAUAACUUUAAGCUAACAUACUGAAGGUAACCGGAUGGCUAACACAGUUAGUCAGAAGUUUAAAGCUUCACUUAGCUGCAUAUUUCCACAAGUAAGAUUACUAUCUUAUUGUAAGAUAAACUGUUCAGAAAUGCAAAUCAAGGCUGAUAAAACCCCUUUCAAAUGUAUUACUUCCAAAUGAAUUUACCGAUUAACAUAUAGGUUAAAAAUUAGCUACUUAAGUUUGUCACGAUAACAAGCAUUUACACUCUUUGCUGAUAAUGAUAUUGUAAAACAUUAGAGCACAUAAGAACGAAAUGGCAUUGGUAGUUCGGUAGCAAGCUAACUAAUGGAUACAGAGAAUAUUGAACACUUUGAGCAUGCUUUCAAAAUAAUUAAUAAACACUACAAUUCUUUCAUAUUCUACUUCACAGAGACCAUUGUAGUUAUAACGUUAAAGCCUGACCUUCAUAUUAAAAAAACAGUGGUUGACGUUGUAAUGGUGUAAGCAACCACGCUCUCCUUUUCUUAUAGCACUAACUGGGAUUGCAAUUUAUUCAGUUGGACUCAAUUAUUUUGUCCUUUCCUACCUCUAUUGUAUUCUAGUUCAUUAAUUUGUUGUAUUACAUAAUAUGUUAUGAACAAUACUUUUAAAACUGCAUUAAAAAUCUGCUUAUGCAACUAUCUUGCUUCAUUACACUGCUUUUUAAACAGUUUCACUGUAUUCACCACCACCUUAUAUCUGGAUUUUUAAUUAUGUUAUUGUAUCGUACAACACCUUCCAUUCAUCAAUUUCAGCAAAGUAAAAAUACAAUAGUUCACAGAAUAAAUCGAGUCCAUAUUCUCUGGGUUAACGGUUUCUCUUUAGCUGCAAACAAAAUAAAAUAAAUCCUAAAUUCAUAUGGGAUAAUUUUAGAAACAUACUUUUGUUUAGAACAAAAUAAUGAUGUACAUUUGGAAAAGUAAGUACAACAAGUAGAAUCAAAUGAAGGUUAUUGGCAACUUGUAUAAUGAAGAAAGUUUGCUUAUUCGUAAGUAGUUCUUAAUUAUCAACAGAAGUCUACAAAAAGCAAUUAUUAUACCUAUUAUAUGAGGGCUGAUGAUACCUUUUUGGCCUCCGAACCUCGUCAGAUGGAUCAGGAUUCCAACACGUGACCCAUCAGCUAGGAAGUCGAGUGCGUAGACCAAUAAACCAUAGAUUCACAGUUCUAAUAGCUAGUGUAAGGAAUAAUGACAACGAGGUAAUCAUUGUACUUAUAGCAGGUUUAUCACACUGGAACAAGUAUACGAAUGUAAUAUUACGUUUGAUUUGUAGAACGGAUCAGAAAAGCAAGAGAGAAACAGGGGAUUCACUUGUUUCCACUAUCAUACACUAGCCAGGAGUGGCUUUAAAGACCAUUUUAGCAAUUACUGAGGUAAUCUAUUAGGCUUCUACGUUUUAUGAAAAGGUGACAUUUCUAACCGGAAAGCCGAAACCGGAUUGGUUAACUCAGCAGUUACCAGAGUGAUCUUUAGAGUUACCCCUAACCAAUGAUAGUGAUAAUAGCAUGUAACAAAAAAUAUAAAGUUCAUGGUAUUAACCAAGGGAUUUUGCCGCAGUCAAUUUCACGAUAAACUGUUAGCCAUGACAUCUCAUUGUUCUUAACUUGAUCACACAGAUAAAUCAACGUAAAACCUGGCAUAUAAGUGGAUCGAUUCAAAUUAUCACACUUCAAAGUUGCACGCAAAUAAGAAGCGGUUAGAAAAGUGAUAUUAUGAUCAUCAAAUAUGUAAGUGGUGAGUGAAUGCGUAGAUAAAGGUUGUAUUUCGUGACCUAGAGGUGACAUUUGACUCUGGAGGUCUUAUGGGAGUGCCUAUUACUCUUGAGAGUACUGGGUGAGUACAUUACUACUGUGAAGGUUCCGUAUUAUAGGAAUUAUGGAAGUGUUAUGUAUGGUGAAUUCUUCACUGAGGUUUGUGUCUAUUCACCCUCACCAUUCUCACUAAGUUUUGUCAAACGGGUGCUUCUGAAAUUUUCCGUCUCCUCAUCUGGCCUUAUUCGAAUCGACCUUACCACAGGUGACUUCUUAGUAGACCUAGAGUACGGUGAUGAAAUAAUCCGGUUAGGUGGAGAUAAUGACAAGAUACAGAGUCUAUUGGACAUCUUAAGUGGCGAUUUGCGAAUGUUAGGGAUGCGCUUCUCAUGACUCCAAUGGAAAGUUUUGCUGUAGCACUGGUCUGUGUAGGUUCCUUGAUAAACAAUGCGAGUGAAGCGGUUGAGCGCGUUGACUGCUUAACUUACUUGAGAAGUCGGAUCAACCCUGGUGGGUCAAUAUCCAGAGCAAUCUUUCCAUGGAUAAAGGAGCCCUCUAGGUUUUCGACAUUUAUGGCACCGCCGUGAUAUUCGAUUGUUUAUUGAGGGUUGGGUGUACUGCGCUGCAGUUAACUCUCCUACCAUAUGACUGGGAAACAUGGUCAUUAAAGGUAGAGGAUAUGAGAAGACUUCAAUUGUUUGACCACCGUUGCUUUGCAGCAUAGGUCGUGUGUUGUGGUGUCACCUCAUUAGUAACAUAGAAUUCAGGUACGUGAGCCAGCUGAUGAGGUUGUGAAUCUCCAUUGACUCCACGGGUUGGAGUAUGUGUUACACAUGCCCAUUCAUCAGCUGCUCUAUUGCGCAAUCCCAGCUGAAUUAGGUUGAGAAUGGAAAAGGUCAGAGUGGUUAAACUUAAGUGUUGCAUCAAUGUAUGAAAUCUUUGACCACUGAUCUGAGCCAUUGAGGAUAAUGUAGUACCUUCUAUCUUGGUGUGCUGAUACAAGGUGUGGCAACUUGCGCCAUUAUGUCAUAAUGCCAGGUCGCAUGUUGAUUUUAACUGGUUAAUUCAAGUCUUUAAAGUUAAUUAACAGUGAAUAUCACUGCACUACUAUGACUGAUUUUAUCCAUAUCACUGGGUCUCCAACUGUUGAUUUUCCUCGUCUACAUGACCAUAACCAUGCGGUCUGCAGCUCCUUGCACCCUUUAGACCAUCAGUCAUAUCUUGGGCUGAAUGCUCUUAACCUUCCAACUUCGUCCUGGUGUUGCUAAAAUAGCAUCCAGGUAGAUGGUGGGUUGUAGUGUAGAUCACGGGUUCAAACCAGGUUAUUCGAUAAAGGUGUACAACUUUAUCCGCUGGCUUAUCUUCCUUACUUUGUACCGUCUGCCUUAUCUCGAGAUUGCUUAGACUGAUUUCAGCAUACUCGAGCAAUGCCACGAAGAUAUAUGUAGUCAAAAAUCUGUAAGCACUUCAUGGAUUCUACCUUUAUGGUUUAUAUCUCGUCAUCGCAUAAUGAGACAGAGUGAACUGCAGGAAUAUACACUCGUCUUAAGAUCGGUAGUUAGAUAUCUCAUUGGCAUCGGAUUUGAUGAACGAGUUUUCGUUAUUCAAGCUGAGAUUUGGUCACCAACCAAUCCCACCUAAUUAGGGCUGAUGCAACUUUCUAGAUAAGUGAUAUUGUUAACGCUAUCUACGAUUUCCCUCUUUAACUUUAAACUGAGUAUUGCUUCAGAACAUUUGUGACGGAUCAUCUAUCAUAGGAAGGUUUAGCACUUGUGAUGCACCCCGAACUACAUCGUGUUAAAUGACCGAUGUCACUCAACUAUUAGGUAUUGUUUAACCAGUAAAAAUGUUAUAGAAAUAGAACUUAAAACUUGAAUAUAAAGUGUUCUGACAUCUUAUUCAACUUCUUUAAUCUAUAGAUAUUAACUCGUCUACCAUCGGAAUGGAAUCUUCUGGAGAUAAAAUCAUUUUUGCACAAUGCAAUUCGUUCUACUUUACGUGAAUGGUCGGAACUCCAUUUCAAAUAUGGUUUAACUAAAUACGACGCAAAACUAGCUGUUCUCGAUCUUCCAGAAAAUUCACAAUCACUGAUAAUUAAUGAAAACACUCCAUGUUCUAUAUGUCAUCAAGCAAUUAAUGUAUAUGGUCCAUCUUAUAAUUUUGCAUGGCUUAUCCGUACAAAUGAAGUCGCUCAUAUUCAUUGUUUAUCAAAUAAUUAACCAAUUUAUGCCAUAUUUCUCUCUUUUUUUUCUAAAUUAACUUGUUGCUCUGUUGAAUGAUUUCUUAUUUCUUGACUUCUCAUUUUUUAUUUUUCCAAUUAUUGAAGAAAGUGAGGUGAGAUGCAUUGUUUCAAUUUGUCUCCAUGUGUGUUGAUUCGUUUGUAUAUAGAACUUUGCUUAUCAUUUUACCUCUGUCAUUUAACUAACACAAUCUCAUCUCUGACUGACAUCAGAUAAUCUCCAUUUGAGAGUAAUUUCAAUCAUAUCGGUUUGAUCAUGAAGUUCAAGCACACUUCAGCUGCAACUUUUAAUGGUUAACAGUUUGAUUGUAUAUAAUACAUGAAAUUAGAAUCAGUUUAUUGACU